CCAGCUGACCUCAGCUCUGAUACCCACUCGCUGCCUACGGAGUAGAUGGGCUGUGUAGAGGCGGGCUUAUAAAGUGGACCUAACCCCUCGACCUUGAAAUGUCAUUCUAGAACAACAUUUCAACCUCUUUCCAAGCCAUCCAUAGAUCUUUCUCGCAAACUCGCUUACAAUGGCAAACGCCGACCGUCCAACAAUCGUCCUCGUCCACGGCGGCUGGCAUACCCCACCCCUCUACGACAAAUUCGUCGCACGCCUCCGCAAUGCAGGGUACGAAGUGCACGUCCCUCGCCUGGUCACAAUGAACGGCUCGCGACCACCAAACGCAGACCUCUACACCGACUCAGCCCUGAUCCGCAGCUACGUCGAGAGUCUCGCCGAAGCAGGGCGGAAGAUUGUCGUCCUCAUGCACUCGUACGGAGGACAAGUGGGCACGAACGCGCUUACGGGCCUUGGUAUCGAAGGUCAACAGAGAGAAAAGGCCGCAAAUGCCGGCGGAAUCACGCGCCUCGUUUACAUCGCCGCGUUCGCGCUGGACGAGGGCGAGGGGAUGAUGGACAUGGUGACGAAAAUGGGCAACGCGGACCUCAUCCCGUUGGCCUUUGACUUCCACGAAGACGGCACGGCUGUCUCGCGCGACGCGAAGAAUCUCCUCGUCGGCCCACCUGGCCCGGGCAUCUCCGAGGAAGACGUUGAUAGGGAAGUCGCGCGGUUCGAGCGGUGGAAUGGGAGCGCCAUGUAUCAGCCCUUGAAGAGCGCUGCGUGGCGGGAUAUUUCCGUCUCGUAUAUCUGUUGUAAAAACGAUAUGACGGUGCCGAUUACGUAUCAGCAGGUGUUUAUUGACAAGCUGCGGGGGUUGGGCAAGGAUGUUCCGGUGUUUGAGCUCGAGACGGGGCAUUGUCCGCAGAUUACGAUGCCGGAUCAGUUGGCUGAUGUUGUGCUUGAGAUUGUGGAGAAGGAAUAAACCGUGGUCCUAACAUAUGCCUUGAUUUAUGGCGAGCACAUAUGGGUAGCCUGGAGUGCGAGAGUCAGAAGCCAGUCUAUUUGUCACGAUCCAGGUGCUAGAGUCCGGGUAUAUAGCGAAUGCAAACAUACAUAGAGGACAAUGCUAGUUUUGUAUUUCCGUUGG
Messenger RNA from Aspergillus calidoustus, 1126 nucleotides. Lineage: Eukaryota; Fungi; Ascomycota; Eurotiomycetes; Eurotiales; Aspergillaceae. The record is from the annotation of a GenBank genome assembly.